This is a messenger RNA of Seriola dumerili (greater amberjack), 3452 nucleotides long. RefSeq names its product microtubule associated serine/threonine kinase like (gene mastl). The transcript is spliced from 12 exons. Bases 111 to 2663 code for a protein of 850 amino acids. The record is from RefSeq and is a predicted model, not a curated record. Gene Ontology annotation, cellular component: nucleus. Gene Ontology annotation, biological process: peptidyl-serine phosphorylation; intracellular signal transduction. NCBI's taxonomy places the organism in Eukaryota, Metazoa, Chordata, Actinopteri, Carangiformes, Carangidae. Gene Ontology annotation, molecular function: protein serine/threonine kinase activity; ATP binding.
GAAUUCAAAUUUUCAAAACAAACCCGAGAUUGUUGUUCUGUCAUGUACGUGUUUACUGUGAGCUGGCUAGCUUUAACAGACACCACCUAAAAUCCUGAACGAGUUAAAUUAUGGACGCGGAUGAAAAGCACGACUCCAGCACAAAUGAGAAAACGGUGGAUACUCCUAAACCGCCUUCAAUCGAGGACUUCGCCGUUGUGAAGCCCAUCAGCCGCGGUGCCUUCGGCAAAGUCUACCUCGCACGGAAGAAGUGCAAUGCGCGAUUGUACGCCAUUAAGGUGAUGAAGAAAGCAGACAUGGUUGAUAAAAACAUGAUGGGGCAAAUGAAGGCGGAGAGAGACGCACUCGCUCUGAGCAAAAGUCCCUUCGUGGUUCACCUGUUUUACUCCCUUCAGACAGCCACCAAGAUCUAUUUGGUAAUGGAAUACCUCAUUGGUGGAGAUGUCAAAUCUCUGCUUCACAUUUAUGGAUAUUUCGACCAGGAUAUGGCUGUGAAAUACAUUUCUGAGGUUGCUCUGGCUUUAGACUACCUUCACCGUCAUGGUAUAAUCCACAGGGAUCUGAAGCCAGACAACAUGCUUAUAACCAAUGAGGGUCACAUCAAGCUGACAGACUUUGGCCUUUCUAAAGUCAAGCUCGACAGAGAGCUGAGUCUUAUGGAUAUCCUAACUACCCCAUCCUUGGUCAAACCAAAGAAAGAUUAUUUCCGUACGCCGGGUCAAGUCCUCUCCUUAAUCAGCUCUCUUGGAUUUAAUACACCUGCAGGAGAAGGCAAGCGUCACUGCAGCGCAUCUGCAAUGUCCAGUCCCAUGUCCUGUGGCAAAAUAAAACCGAAGAAUAACUCUCUUGGUUCUCCCGUGAUGAAGAAAAAAGAUCAGGUCUACUCUCCGGCUUGCUACCCUUGGAAAUUGGGACCCAACAACAGUUUGUUUAGUCCUCAUAACCUGGCUAAAAAUCUGACUCCCACACUGAUGAAGACCAGAAAGAGGUUUGAGACAAUGAGUGGAGGCAGCAGCACCGACACUGAAGGUGGCAUCAGUCCACUGUGGGAGUGUGAGGAGAAAGAAAAUGAGCAUACGAAUGAACGGAAGGUCAGAGGGCAUUCUCAAUCCAAACGGGACUUUGCGCCCACAAAACCGGGCACCUUCAGGCUCUCUGCUAAGGCCGGCGCCAAUCUGGCCAAAAAGUCAAAUCCAGACCAUCUUGCGGAAAAAAGGCCUCAUACGAACAAACUGGAGUCUGUUUCCACAGCUCGGGAGGAUGUCUGUCUGUCAGUGACGGACGACAAACCAGCUGCUGUUCCCUCAUCUGUGAAGAGAACAUUUUCAGAUGUAGAGAAGAGUCCAGAGCCGUUAGAAAUCCAAGCCAAGAAGAGCAAUGCAGACUACAGAAGAUUCUAUGAGAUUCCAGAAGAGACUGCGAGGUUUCACACUGGCCUAACAGGAACAUUUUCCACCAUCCAAAUAGGCGACUUCAUGGCCUCCACUGAGGGGAUUGGUUCAGCUGAAGACCGGGUCCCAAAGCGCUCCAGUCCCAUUGCUGUGGCCAAAACCCUGUUUUGUGAACUGGAAGAGCCAACAGAGGACGUGUUUGAAGAUGGAGCCAAAGACCUGUCGCAUACAAGUUUCACAUCACCACUCACUGAGAACAGUGACAUUUGCCGGAGCUUGAGCCUGGACUCUGACGGGUCCAUGCACGAAAUGUCUCUCACUAUGGAGAGCUGCUCAUCUCUCAAACCGAGCAAGUGCUCCACCAACAGGAGCCUGAAAUCAUCUGAGGAGCAAGAGGAAAAUAGAGACUCCUUCAUCACUGAAUCCCGAUGUCAGACUCCCUCUGCUGUUGCAACUGAAACACCCAAACUGAGUCAUUUUGGCCGGAGAAGUGAAUCUCAGUGUUCCUUUCUCAACCGGCUCCCUGAUCUGGCUUACGGCCUGACGCAGUCCCCCUCAUUCCUCAAGCCGCGAAACGUCGUAGCUUUCCGUAGCUACUGUAGCUCCAUCAACCGCUCCAGCAUGUCGGGGGUUUCCCGACUUAGCGUUGGGUCUAUGGAGGCUAUGGACUUGUCCACAUCAGCUCCUUAUCACUACGCAUCUGGUUCUGCAACACCAGUGCAGAACAGACCCAAGUCCAGCAGCUCUCUCUGUCAGACUCCUCAGGCCAUGUCCGCCUCCCACACCCCUUUCAGGACCCCGAAGAGUGUCCGGAGGGGCGCGCUGCCUGUCGAGGGUGCACCCAUUUUAGGGACCCCGGACUAUUUGGCCCCGGAGCUUCUUUUAGGAAAACCACACGACUGCAUGGUGGAUUGGUGGGCGCUGGGCGUGUGCCUUUUCGAGUUCCUCACAGGUGUGCCGCCUUUCAACGACGAGACGCCUCAGCUGGUCUUCCAGAAUAUUCUCAACAGAGAUAUCCCGUGGCCCGAGGGAGAGGAGGAACUGUCUGAAAAUUCAAGAAAUGCCAUUGAAAUACUCUUGACAAUGGACAUGAUGAAACGUGCCGGUCUCAAGGAGCUCAGGUGCCACCCCCUGUUUGACGGCCUGGACUGGGAUAACCUGCAGAACCAGCCGAUGUCUUUCAUACCUCAGCCUGAGGACGAAACCGACACCUCGUACUUUGAGGCAAGAAACAACGCUCAGCACAUCGCCGUGUCCGGCUUCAGUUUAUAGAGGUAGAAACGUUAUAAAAACGCAGGGUUUUUAUAAAAGUGUGUUUGUCUCAAAAAAAUCCGACCCAUUAUAUAUAUAUAUAAAUACACAAUAGUGAUGUGGAUUCUAAUUGUUUGUUCGAGGCUGUAAUAUUUUUUAAAAAACAUUUUACGUUUGUGCAAUCACUGGUCAUUAGAGUCAGAUAAAAGCUGAAUCUGUUGACUGCUCAGUCAGUUACGAGUGUUCAUAGUAAAACGUGAGUUUCUUUAAUACCUUUAAAUAAGUGCUAUCAUAUUACAUGCACAAGUUAUAGCUCUUAAAUUAGGUUCCUCUGUUAGCAAAAGAAUAUUUGCUACUGUUUAGCUUGUAGUAGUGUAAAUGUGGCACUUCCUGCCUGAUGAUAACUUCCUCUUCAUUUCUGCUGCUCUGAUCUCUGUGUUGUUCCCCUGCUGUUAUUAGACUGGGUGGGCGGGCCGCCUGAAUUUCUUCGAGGGGUACAACAGUGCUAAAGAAAAACAUCCUAAUAUAUUGAUGAAUAAUGUAUUUUAUUUGUAAAUCUUGUUAGUAACGUUUAGUGUUGUUUUAAGAAGGAAGUUCCUACUUUGUAACUGUUUUUGCUGCUUUUAUAUCACUUGCGAUUUUGAUGUGACAUCAUUGUCCUCUGUCCAUUUUCCACACUACUGUUUUUGUUGUUUUGUUUUGUUUUUUUUAAUAUGUUCAUCUGGCUCUUCGCUACUUUUUUGUGAAAUUUUUUAUCUUGUUCACUUCAACAAAAAAGGGAACUACAAAUAAAAUCUGUUAGUAACAUGA